Messenger RNA from Aphidius gifuensis, 3648 nucleotides. RefSeq lists its product as uncharacterized. The transcript has 11 exons. Gene Ontology annotation, molecular function: protein binding. NCBI's taxonomy places the organism in Eukaryota, Metazoa, Arthropoda, Insecta, Hymenoptera, Braconidae. The coding region runs from base 125 to 3013 and encodes 962 amino acids. The record is from RefSeq and is a predicted model, not a curated record.
AGUCAAACCAAUAACGAAGUUACAUUGACACCACGUCAAGGGUUUCACCUAGAGGACAAAAAAAAAAAUAAUAAUUUAUUUCUUUUUUUAACGAGUGUUACCUCGGUCAUGUUCAAGAUUUAUUAUGAUUUUAAAUUCAGUUAAUUAUUUAGUAAUCAUAGCAAUUUAUGGAUUAAUUAUUGUGAAUUGUGAUUUAAUAAGAAAUGAGGAUAUUUGUGGUCAACAUAAUGGACGUCGUUUGUAUUUGGAAUUUGGUGAUAAGGGUAUAUUGUAUGCAAGAAAUAUAACAUUUAUUAAAAAUAUAAAAGAUAAUGGUAAAAAAAUAUACGUUAGCAAUAGUUCACACGAUAAAUGCAGCUUGGAAAUCGUGACUUGUCCAUCAUGUGCAAUUGUCGUGACCUUCAAGAGUUUGUCCUUGCCACAUUCUUGUGAUGAUGUUGGAAUGAUGAUGGACAGUCCUUGCAGAUGUGAUUAUGUAUGGAUCUCUGAGCCUCCAUAUGAAGAUCUAUCUGGUGCACCAUACUGUGGAUUAUAUUCACCAGUAAUAUACAAAACAAGCACGAGAACUGUAUCAAUAACUCUUUUAUAUUCAAAAUCUCACAGCCAUGCAUUCACCAUUGAAUACACAUCAGAAAGAAAUAGAUUACAUCUAAAUGGUACAAAUAAUUUGAUAACAAAUAGUGUCAAUGAAACAUCUGGAGGAAUAUUAAAUUCACCAUUUUUUCCAUCAAGUUAUCCGAGAGAUUUGGGAAUGGAAUAUAUCAUAACAUGUCCCUUGCUAAUAUCACCAUGUAAAAUUAGAGUUUUAUUUAGUGAUUUUCAACUUGCAAGUGUCUCAAUUAUUGAGUUUUAUGAUUGGAAUGGACAACGUCUGGAUGUUAGUUCAGGUGCUAGAUUUCGUCCACCAAUAAUUGUCAGUUCAGGACCAUCAUUGUUGAUACGUUUUUAUGCGAAUGGAGGAAGUGGUCUUGGUUACAAGGCAUUUUAUUCAUAUGUUAUUGGAAAUUUUUAUGAUAAAACAAUACAGCCAAUAACUGAUUGUGGUGGCUAUGUUGAAAAUUUAGGUGGUGCAAUAACAAUGAUGAAUAUGGCUGUUGAAGAUACAAAAACAUUUGAUUGUGUAUGGUUAAUUCGUCCACCAAAAAAUUUUUUACACAUGAAAACACAUAUGUAUCUAAAGGUCGUGACAUUUGCUGAGAUGGCUGGAAAUACUGAGUUGAUUGUAAGAGAAGGACCAACUUCUGUUCUUUUACCACUUGAAAUUAUAAGACAUCCAGCUAGUCAAGUACAACCACCGAAAAUGAAAGAACAUAUUGCACCAGUUGCUAAUGGUUUUCAUGUGAGUUUGAGAGGUACUUUUGGAGCAACUUCCAGGGUCGCUAUUGCCUACACUACUUUUGGAUAUAUUGAUUGCUUUUCCGGUUCUGAUUUUUUGUGUCAAAAUCACAGAUGUAUACCGAGCCAAUUAAAUUGCGAUGGUUUUGAUCAUUGUGGUGAUAAUAGUGAUGAGCCAACAACCUGUUUUCAUUGGGAUGUUGAGCCAAAAAAUAGAUGGCACAUGAAUAAAGCAAAUUAUUAUUUUCCAAAAAUUGAUCGUUAUCCAGAUUUACAAACAGCAACACUUGUUUUUGUUGCCAGUAGCAUUGGUUUAAUUAUUUUGAUAUCAGCAUUAAUUGUUUUGUUGUAUCGUAUGGGUGCCAGAGCCAGGCAACAACGCGAAUUACAAUCACGUUUACAAACGAUAAGUCAAUUAUUAGAUGGUGCAAGAAUUGAUGAAACACCACCUACAGAUGAUCCACCAGUCUAUGAAGCACCACCAGGUUACGAUGAAGUUGUAAAAACUCAACAUCAGCAUGAAAGUUUUUGGAAAAAAAUUAAAAUAAACCCACGUAUUGAAACAAGAUGUUAUCAAACUCAACAAAGAUCACGAGACAGUGAGGUGCCAGGGAGUUUACGAAUUUUUAAUGGUGAAAGUAGUAGUAGGAAUCAAGAGUCACCAGCAUUUUCGGCAAAUAUUGUGACAAGUGUACCAGAAAGUCAAAGUCCACCACCUCCUUAUGCCACACCACCAGAAACAAUUGGAUCAUCAAAUAGUUUUAUCAAAAAAGCUGCAACAUACAAUAAUGGUUCUGUGCCAAAAAAUUUUCAAACAAAUCGCGUAAGAAAAUUAUGGCGACGUCAAUAUUCAUAUCCUGGCUCAAAUGAAAUAACAAGUAUACGUCCAAGUACAUCAAUUGAUCCAGAAUUAAUUGGUGUGUAUAAAAAUAUAAAUUCAACAAAUAAAAAUCCAUCAGCUAAUUUUUCUUCACAGCUUGUGAAUUUGAAGAAUGCUGGACAAAAUAUGAAUCAAGAAUACAAAGAAGACUCAAAAGAUUACGAACAAAAACAAGUAGAAAAUAUCAUUAAAUUAUUCAAUGAAAAAUCGCUUUGUAAAUGUGAAGGUGCAUGUGGUUGUGCAAUUGAUAAUACAAUCAAAAAAGAUAAUGAAAUUAAUAAUACUAAAAAAAAUAUAUUGAAACUACUUGGUACUGGUAAAAUACAAUCGCAAAAUUUUAAUUUAACAUCAACAACAGUACAGUCAAUAUUACCGUUAUCAUCAGUUGUUGAAAAAAUAUAUGAUAUUAAAAAAUCAACUGGUUAUUUUAGAGAUAAUUAUUUGACACCAUUGUCAAUUGUUAGUUCAUGCUGUUCUCCAGUGAGCUCUAACUGUUCAAAUAGCCUUGAAAUAAUAUCUCUAAAUACAGUUGAUUCAAUUGCUCCAAAUUUUACAGGAAAAAUUAAAACAUUUACAAGCUGUGAUGCUGAUAGUUUACGUAAAAAUAUACAAGCACUUGAUGCAUUUUUAGAAAGACGAGAAAUUGUUGUUAGUAGUAAUAAUAAUCAAACGAGAAGAAGUCAGUCAAUUGCUGAAAUGAUAUUUGGAUCUUUUGAUAACUCAAAUGGAAGAAUCAAUGGAACAAAUCAAACUGGAUUUUUUAAUUUUGUGAGGGGAUGGAGAUCGAGCGAUGUUUAAUCAUUUAAAUAAAAUAAUAUGUGCUAAAUUACAUGAAAAAAUUAAACAACAAACGACUAAUUAAAUUCAAAAAAAAAAAAUAGAAAAAAUUUUGAUUAUUUUUACAUGAUUUCGCUGUAUAAAUAUUUGAAAAUCAAUUGAUUUAUUUUUUUAAAAUUUAUUUCUUUGUCAUUCAAGUUGUCGCGAAUUUAUUUCGAAAAAAUUAUUUAUUUCUUUUCAAUGAAUCGAAAUGAAAUGACGUAUUUAAAAUAAACCAAAAUGGAUUUUCAAUAAUUUAUUAAAACAAUGAAAAAUAUAUAUCAAAAAUUAAUUUGAAUAAUUAUUUAUAAUUUCGAUUGAAAUUUCAUUUAAAAAAUAAGGUGUGUUUUAUUAAUUUUAUUAUUUAUAAUAUUUCCCGGAAAUCCUUGAUGUUUAUUUAUUGUUAUUAAACAAUAGAUGUAAAUUUUUAUUUUUCAUUUAUUCUUAAUCAUCUUGAUGUUUUAAACAUUAAUCAUAAACUUGUUAGAAACGACAAAUUAUAAUAUUAUUUAUACACAAGUGAAUAAUCAUUUGAUAAAUUAAUUUCUACCAUUAGUUGAUGCUUAGAAAAAAAAAUAUUGUAAAAUUAAAAUAAUAAAGACAAUAAUUGAUGAAAA